UCUUAUAAGCCAUUAGUCUAUAAAUAAGAAUUAGUCAAGAGAAGGAGAAUAUUAUCGAAGUUGAAUAUUAUGAAUUAGUCAAUUAUGAAUUAGUCAAUUAUGAAUUCAUCAAAACUUUUGAAUCAAGGCCAUUUCUUCAGAAUAGCCAAGAGCAAUUCAUGCGUUAUAGAAAAGGUCAAUGAGUCGACCUUCCCAGAAUUGCUUAUUCUUUGAAUGACGAACUCGAUGUCGUUAAGCGUCUCCAGUCGUUGAUGUGACGCAUAGAUACUUUCUACGAUUCACUUGUAAAAAUAUUUUCACGGAGUAUGGCGACAAUGUUUCGCGAUGAAUCAAGUACAUUUGUGCCUCAAAACAUAGGAAUCCUGCUAACUUUGUUAUUCUUCACCUACGUGCUGCUUUCAGCGCUGUUUUUUACAUUCCUUGUUCGCUACCUAACUGGAAAUGCAGUUUCGGAACGCGUUCCUACAGUUGUCUCUAUUGUGGCACUCACUGUGGCGUCACUGCCAACUGGAUUGGUACCUAUCGACGUAUUUAUCGUCGGUUACAUGAAAAAUUCUUCGGGCCAGUUCCAACCGUGGGCCAUCGAUUCACGAGAUCGUCAUGAUUUUUCCACUACUCUCCUCUGUGCUUACUACGCGUCCUACAUAGCAACGCUUUUUACAACGUUCGUCAUUAUUCCUUUGGCGUAUUUCUUUCACAAGACCGAAACUGCUUCCUCUGGACGAUCUCGUCAAAAUAUUUUGCCCGCUUUGUGUUACACUGGUUUGUGUAUCAUGAUUCUAAUAAUCUUGCUCUCCAUCGGUGGCGUUGUGCCAACUCGAGAAUUUCCCACUCCUAAUUCAACGCUCGAAGAACAGUUUCACAUCAUGCUGGACGAUUUGAAAACCUCGGAGUUGGAAGACAUGUUCUCUUUCGCAUUGUCGGCAAUAAGAAUUGUCGGGCUGGCAUUAAUUACAACUUACGUGGGCAUCGGAAUGGUUUUGGGACCAAUCAACCACAUUCGAGGCUAUCCUGAUCCACGGACCGAGUUGGCCGGAGUCCGCAAUCGCCGCACUGGCAUUCAGAUCGAGAUAUCUUCCAUCCAGCAAAAUCGAAUAACAUUGCCACAAGAAGUGAGUCAGCUGCCACGAUCCGAGGCCAUCCGUUUGCUCUCUCUCGAACACGAAGAUUUGGAUUUACGAGAAAGAGAAGACCACUUGAAAGAAAAAACCAAACACUGGCUCUCGCCCUUCGUGAUGGUCUGUCGGCCUACUCAAAUCGGAGCUGGUUUAAUCGGAUUAUUCAUUGGACUUCUAAUAUUCAUCUCAAUUUUCAUGAACAAUAUUUUACGAGCCAUGUUCUCCUGGGGUGAACAUGUUGGUUAUUUGAUGCCGAACGUAAAAGUACUGAAUCCGCUCGAUCGUCUUUCACUAUUUAUCCAGCGAGUGUUUCCACUUGAUUUCAUUCUUCUAAUAUUCCUCGUAACAUUUCUUAUACUGGCAGCUACUUCAGGAUUCCAAAAAGUUGGACUGGGGAUUCCGUGGAUAAAGACGUACAAAAUUAAACCUUGGAAAACAAGAAGCCGAUCUCUGCUGGUUUUUACGGCGAACUUAAUAUUGAUCCUGCUCUCCGUGGACAUUCUUUUACUGAAUCUUCUUCCUCAGUACACGACUUUCUCCUCACAACGCUACAUAGCUUGUGCCGAAAAUAAAACUUUGCAGUACCCACUUCUUCCAACACCCCUUCCAGAUUCAGCAAAGGAAGACAAAAUUCAUUCGUUGAGCCAUUCUUCGAUACUGGACGAGUGCGAUGAGUCGUUAGUCCUGCCGUGUGACUGGACCGCACCCGAAGGCCAGUGCGUUAUGACUCGUAUAUCUGUGCUCUGGGCAAGAGUGUGUUACAAAACUUGGUAUUUCGGAGCCAUGUUCUACUGUAUCACUUGGAUUUUUUUAGUCGUAGUCGUGUUAGAGGGCUGCAUUGCUACUUUCCGACCAUCGCGUAGAUCAAAUUCGGCAAUGAUCCUUCCUGAUCUAGAAUCUUCUUAAACCUCAAUUCUUAAGCCUCAAUUUUCACCUCAAGUCAAAAUGUAUCCUGCAAUUAUUCCUUCAUUAUGUCUUAAAUUGCAUUAUUACCAAUCCAGGAUAUGGAAUUAAAA
Molecule: messenger RNA, 2134 nt
Organism: Daphnia pulicaria
Lineage: Eukaryota; Metazoa; Arthropoda; Branchiopoda; Diplostraca; Daphniidae
Product: probable lysosomal cobalamin transporter
Exons: 8
Coding region: 306-2024 (572 amino acids)
Biological process (GO): protein localization to vacuole
Cellular component (GO): vacuolar membrane
Source: RefSeq, a predicted model, not a curated record